AUGCGUUUCACCAAACCAGCUGCAGUGGCAGCAUUCGUUCCCUUUGCUUCUCAUCUAGUAGAUGCGGCACCUCGAAACUUAGAAAUUUCCACUCUAGGCGGCGCGGCCUUCCGAAUCGAGCAGGCUCCCAAUCCCGACUUUUACUAUGGAAACAGGCGAGGGCCCAUCGCACUAGCCAGAGCUUAUUCCAAGUUCGGGCAGCAGAUUCCCGACGAUCUAUUAGGGCUCAUCGAUCAAAUCCUCGGAGAGCUUGGGUUGCUGAACGGAGGCAAAGGCAAUGGCGGUCGUAAAGGGGGUAAGGGUGGCGGCAAAGGAAAGGGUAAGGGAGGGAAAGGAGGCAAUGCUGGUGCUGGUGGUUCCAAGGGCAAUGGUACAACCACUACUCCCGGAGGUGGAGGUAACAAAGGCAAUGGCACGAAGACACCUCCAGGUGGAGAGGUUGCGGCGAUUCCCGCCGAGUUCGACAGCCAGUAUCUCUGCCCUGUCCAGAUCGGCACACCGCCCCAGACUAUCCCGCUCAACUUCGAUACCGGGUCCUCGGAUCUAUGGGUCUUCAGUAGCGAGACACCCAUAACCCAAGUCGCGGGGCAGACAGUGUAUAACAUCAACGCCAGUACAAGUGCCAAAGUCCUCCAGGGUGCUUCUUGGUCGAUCUCCUAUGGCGACGGUAGCUCGUCCCAAGGUAAUGUUUUCAUGGACACUGUCACGAUCGGCGGCGUGACUGUAGAGAGCCAAGCAGUCGAGUCUGCUACUCAAGUGUCUUCGUCAUUUUCCCGAAACAAGAACCAGUCUGGUCUUGUCGGACUUGCCUUUGGCAACAUCAACACCGUCAAGCCUGCCAAGCAGAAAACCUUUUUCGAGAAUGCAAUGAACAAUCUCGCCAUGCCACUGUUCACAGCAAACCUCAAGAAGGCAGCUGGUAAGUCUCAAAUUCUCACGUCAAGGCCCCUUCGGAACUAUUCACUAAUUUCGCAAUCACAAGCUGGAAACUACAACUUUGGCUUCCUCGACUCGACAGAGUACACGGGCGACAUCACCUUCGUCCCCGCCAACACGACGCAAGGCUUCUGGCAAUUCACAGCCCAAGGCUUCGCCGUCGGCUCCAACGGCAGCGCGCCCACCUCGGCCCCUCACGCCGCCAUCGCGGACACGGGCACAACGCUCAUGCUGCUGCCCGACGCCAUCGUCUCGGCGUACUACCAACGCAUCGCGAGCGCAAAGUACGACGCGACCAACGGAGGCUUCGUCUUCAACUGCAAGGACACGAUACCGUCCUUCACGGUCGACAUGGGCAAGUACCAGGCCGUCGUCCCGGGUGACUUUAUGAAGUUUGCUCCCGUCGACGGGCAGACGGUUGAGACUUCGACGACGUGCUUUGGGGGUAUACAGAGCUCUGCGGGUUUGCCCUUUGCGAUUUACGGGGACGUUUUCCUUAAGUCGCAGUUUGUGGUGUUUCAUGGCGGGAAUAAGGAGUUGGGGUUCGCGAAUAAGCCCCUUUAA
Messenger RNA from Colletotrichum paranaense, 1500 nucleotides. RefSeq names its product endothiapepsin. Bases 1 to 1500 code for a protein of 499 amino acids. Gene Ontology annotation, molecular function: aspartic-type endopeptidase activity. The transcript is spliced from 2 exons. Gene Ontology annotation, biological process: proteolysis. Lineage: Eukaryota; Fungi; Ascomycota; Sordariomycetes; Glomerellales; Glomerellaceae. The record is from RefSeq and is a predicted model, not a curated record.